This is a messenger RNA of Lachnellula hyalina, 1461 nucleotides long. It is a transcript of the gene nimE, whose product is annotated as G2/mitotic-specific cyclin-B. Gene Ontology annotation, biological process: regulation of cyclin-dependent protein serine/threonine kinase activity; G2/M transition of mitotic cell cycle. The transcript has 4 exons. Bases 1 to 1461 code for a protein of 486 amino acids. Gene Ontology annotation, cellular component: cyclin-dependent protein kinase holoenzyme complex; cytoplasm; nucleus. Gene Ontology annotation, molecular function: cyclin-dependent protein serine/threonine kinase regulator activity. The record is from RefSeq and is a predicted model, not a curated record. Lineage: Eukaryota; Fungi; Ascomycota; Leotiomycetes; Helotiales; Lachnaceae.
AUGCCCCCUAGUCGAGCAACAAGCCGGCGGGCACCCACGAACGAGAACGAUGAGAAUAGCGCUGUUGCAACCACCCGUCUUACGAGAUCCAAGUCAGCUGCGUUUGGUGACGAUGCUGGCGUCGGUGCCGCGAAGAAGCCACUCCAGUCCAAGAAGUCGGUUGUCAACACCCAGCCGCUCCGAAAGCGUGCCGCAUUAGGAGACGUGAGCAACGUCACGAAGGGUGAGGCCGUAGAUGGCAAGAAGACUGCGAGCAAGGGUGGACUCGUGUCAAAGGCAGCUCAACCUACUGGGGUACAGAAGAGCCUGUCGCGUACCAGCUCCUCCAGAUCAGCGCUUGGUCCCAAGGAUAACAACAAGAAGUCCACGGACACCAAACGCGUAGGCUCUGGAGUUCUACCUUCCAAGAAGAGAAAGGAUGGCUCUGCGUCUUCGAACCCUGCGUCAAUCAAAGAGGAGACCCCAGCAGAAGAUGAGCAACCAUUAAGAAAGCGGGUUCAUCUUGAACCUAAGGAGAGAAUAAAGGUCGAAGAGGCAAAAGAGAACCACGUAGAGCAUGACAUCGUACCUAAAGCUUCCGUAUCCAAAGAUUUCGAGGAUGGUGUUCAAGAUCUGGACCAGGAAGACAUGGAUGACCCACUGAUGGUUGCUGAGUAUGUUGUGGAAAUCUUCGAGUACUUGAAGAAGCUUGAGGUCUCUACUCUCCCCAACGCAGAUUAUAUGGUUCACCAGGACGACCUGGAGUGGAAAAUGCGAGGUAUCCUCGUCGAUUGGCUCAUCGAAGUGCACACCCGCUUCCAUCUUCUUCCCGAAACGCUCUUCCUUGCAGUCAACAUCAUCGAUCGUUUCCUCUCAGCCAAGGUUGUCCAGCUCGACCGCCUCCAACUGGUUGGUGUUACCGCUAUGUUCAUCGCGUCCAAAUACGAAGAGGUCCUUUCUCCUCACGUCGCAAACUUCCGUCACGUUGCCGACGAUGGCUUCACCGAGUCAGAGAUCCUAAGCGCUGAGAGAUACGUUCUCACCGCUCUCAACUAUGACUUGAGCUACCCGAACCCAAUGAACUUUCUCCGUCGUAUUUCCAAGGCAGACAACUAUGAUAUCCAGACACGUACCCUUGGCAAAUACCUCAUGGAAAUCAGUCUACUUGACCACCGCUUCAUGCAAUACCUCCCAAGUCAUAUUGCCUCCGCGUCCAUGUUCUUGGCUCGGAUGAUCUUAGAGCGAGGCGAAUGGGACGCUACUUUGACCCAUUAUUCGGGAUACAACGAGGAGGAGAUUGAGCCCGUCUUCAAGCUCAUGGUUGAUUACCUCGCUCGACCGGUCACUCAUGAAGCUUUCUUCAAGAAGUACGCAAGCAAGAAGUUCCUCAAAGCUUCGAUUCUCACAAGACAAUGGGCUAAGAGACACGCUGCCGAGUAUGGUAUCGAUGCUUCUCUGCCGCUCGAUAUGGCUGCCCGGUAG